This is a messenger RNA of Triticum aestivum (bread wheat), 1548 nucleotides long. Its product is annotated as dihydrodipicolinate reductase-like protein CRR1, chloroplastic. The coding region runs from base 60 to 1187 and encodes 375 amino acids. The record is from RefSeq and is a predicted model, not a curated record. Gene Ontology annotation, molecular function: 4-hydroxy-tetrahydrodipicolinate reductase activity. Gene Ontology annotation, cellular component: chloroplast stroma. NCBI's taxonomy places the organism in Eukaryota, Viridiplantae, Streptophyta, Magnoliopsida, Poales, Poaceae. The transcript has 9 exons.
CACUCACUCACUAUGGGCGUCUCCAGCUUCGGCAACAAGAUAAGAUAGCUCACAGGAGCAUGAACUACCACGGGGCAAUGGGAGGGCGCUGCUUCCUGAACCUCCUCCCCUGCUCCACGACCCCCUGCAAAGCCGGCGUCGGCAUCGGCACGCCCGCUUCGUCGUCAUGCCCCAACUCCGUCCACCACCACCGCACCCGAUCAGCGCGCGGCCCGAGGAGAAACGCGGCCGCCAGGGUGUCCUGCUCCGCCGCAGCCGCGCAGGCGCCGCCGUCGCAGAGCACCAUCAAGGUGGUCAUCGUCGGCGCGACCAAGGAGAUGGGGAGGGCGGCGAUCGCGGCGGUGAGCAGGGCGCGGGGGAUGGAGCUGGCGGGCGCCAUUGACACCCAGUGCAUUGGGAUGGAUGCAGGAGAGUUAAGUGGCAUGGACGAAGCCCUGGAGAUCCCGGUGCUCAACGACCUCACCAUGGUUCUCGGCUCCAUAGCACAGGUACCAAUUGGCACAAUCUUCAUCCGUGAAACGAUGAUUUAUCUAUCAUGUGCUUCUUGUCGGGUGCGCGUUUCGCUGACCGCAGGCAGAUUCUGCUCUUUUCAGACAAGAGCGACUGGUGUGGUUGUUGAUUUCAGUGAACCUUCAUCCGUCUACGACAAUGUCAAGCAGGCAGCAGCAUUUGGCUUAAGCAGUGUGGUAUACGUUCCGAAAAUCGAGAUGGACACAGUAACUGAACUGUCAGCAUUCUGCGACAAGGCAAGCAUGGGUUGCUUGGUCGCACCGACACUGUCGAUCGGCUCGGUGCUCCUUCAACAAGCUGCAAUCCAGGCCUCAUUCCACUACAACAACGUCGAGAUAGUGGAAUCAAGACCUAACCCAUCGGACUUGCCAUCGCCAGACGCGAUACAGAUUGCGAAUAACAUAUCUGAUCUUGGUCAGAUAUACAACAGACAAGAUAUGGAUUCCGAUAAUCCAGCCAGAGGUCAGGUACUCGGAGAAGAUGGAGUGCGUGUGCACAGCAUGGUUCUUCCAGGACUUGCCUCAAGCACGUCGGUCGUUUUGUCGGGCCCCGGAGAGGUUUACACCUUGAAGCAUGAUGUUACAGAUGUCCAGAGCCUGAUGCCAGGACUGAUUCUGGCAAUACGGAAGGUGAUACGGUUGAAGAACUUGAUUUAUGGCCUGGAGAAGUUCUUGUAGGAAUUAUUCGAGUAACAUAUCCAGAGAACUACAUUUACUGAGCUUCCUAUUGUUCUUCAUAAGAGAUGAAAUGGGAUCAAAUCAGUUCUGUCUUUACUCAUGAUCAGAAAGAGUGCCAAUGGCAAGGCGGAUUCGAGAACCCUAUAAACAUGGCGCACAAUUUUGAAAAGAAUGGCUCCACCAUGCAUAAGAUGACACUCCUGAUGGUGCUCCAGACAAUAAGCAAGCAGAUGACAUGGUCUCAGGGGUUGUACCUGAUGACUUGCUAUACUUUCAGAGGUUUUUCAGAACCACAAUAUUGGAGAAAAAUUAUAUGGGUCCGCUAUGGCGCGGCCUUUCUAGUGUACCAACUUUUUUGUAA